UGAACUGGUUCUGUAGAUUAGAGAAAGGAGCGAAAAGAUGCUAAGUGCCAACAGUAACUGCAGAGCUCCAAAAAUGGAGCUAGCUCUACACACAUAUCCAAUUCUUCCCGGAGAUAAACUGGUCCUUACCCAUUCCUCCUACAUAGAUAAAUUCAUCACCGCCUCAUUCAGCACCAAAAUUCCGUUUCCCCAUUUCACUAGAAACCAAUUCCGGCAAACCCGUUUCCACUUCCAAACCCGUAGCACUUCCAGGAACAGGAACGGCACCCGAAGCCUUAUCUUGUCAGAGGAACAAUAUGAUUCUGAAGAGGAUGCAGAGACGACUUCGUAUUCGGAGGACGAGUCUUCGUUCUUGUCUCUGAGUGUGAAGCCUGACAGGAACAUGGCCUUGCUCGACGACUACGAGAUGGAGGAGCUUGACUAUCCCGCGGACCCCAACCAUCGUAGCGGUUAUGUGGCUGUACUUGGCAAGCCAAAUGUCGGAAAGAGCACACUUUCAAACCAGAUGAUAGGCCAAAAACUGUCAAUAGUUACAGAUAAACCUCAAACUACGAGGCACCGAAUUCUUGGUAUAUGUUCGGGCCCAGCGUAUCAGAUGGUGCUUUAUGACACACCUGGUGUUAUUGAGAAGAAAAUGCACAAGUUGGACUCUAUGAUGAUGAGGAAUGUUCGAAGCGCUGCCGUCAAUGCAGACUGUGUACUUGUCCUUGUUGAUGCAUGUAAAGUGCCCCAAAAAAUUGAUGAAGUGUUGGAAGAAGGUGUAGGAAUCCUCAAAGAUAAGCCACCCACUUUGCUGGUUUUGAAUAAGAAAGACAUGAUCAAACCGGGUGAAAUUGCAAAGAAACUGGAGUGGUAUGAGAAAUUUACAGAUGUAGAUGAGGUUAUACCUGUGAGUGCAAAAUAUGGUCAUGGAGUGGAAGAUAUCAAGGACUGGAUACUAUCAAAACUUCCUGUUGGACCACCUUAUUAUCCAAAGGAUAUUGUUAGUGAGCACCCAGAAAGAUUCUUCAUAUCUGAAAUUGUUAGAGAAAAGAUCUUUAUGCAAUACCGUAAGGAAGUUCCUUAUGCAUGUCAGGUGAAUGUAGUGAGCUAUAAAGCCAGGCCAGCUGCAAAAGAUUUUAUACAAGUAGAAAUUGUUGUUGAACAGAAUUCGCAGAAGAUCAUCCUCAUUGGGAAAGAAGGGAAGGCACUGAAACUACUUGCAACAGCUGCCCGGCUUGACAUUGAAGAUUUCUUACAGAAGAAGGUCUAUCUUGAGGUUGAAGUGAAAGUGAAAGAGAAUUGGCGGCAAGAUGAAGGGCUGUUGAAGAACUAUGGCUAUGGAGGGCAAAUUCGAGCGCUAUGACUAGGAAGACCUUGUCUCGUAUCCACAAUAGAAUUAAUCUGCGUACAGGAAGACUUGAAAGCCCAGUUUUGGGAGCUGAUUUGCAAACUGUUGCCUAGCCUGGGCUUUCCUAGGCUUCACGGGCUGGUCAUAUAGAAUGAAGACUGCACCAUUGGAGGCCUUUAUGUUUGUUUUUGUUUUUUUGUUUUUAAUUACAUUAUCCGUGAUUUGUUUUCUGGCCGGAGUCAUCUGCAUGUGAUCUGAGCGUGUCAUUUUCAGUGAACGGGCCAGACAUCCCAUGUCACAUGUCGGAAGAGAGGUGGAUCCUCAGCUCGCUAAUUAAUGUCAAGUUUACAGAGCAAAGUUGAAGAGAGAGAGAGAGAGAACAGUAUUCUUGCUUGAGGCCAUUGAAUUCAGGUGUACUUAUCUCUUAACGUUUGAAGAGAGUGAAGAGCAUUCAUCUUCUAGUAAUAUCCAAUAGUUUU
Messenger RNA from Corylus avellana, 1809 nucleotides. The record is from RefSeq and is a predicted model, not a curated record. NCBI's taxonomy places the organism in Eukaryota, Viridiplantae, Streptophyta, Magnoliopsida, Fagales, Betulaceae.